This is a messenger RNA of Triticum urartu, 888 nucleotides long. RefSeq lists its product as uncharacterized. The record is from RefSeq and is a predicted model, not a curated record. NCBI's taxonomy places the organism in Eukaryota, Viridiplantae, Streptophyta, Magnoliopsida, Poales, Poaceae.
CCACUCACCGAAGCACUUAAGAGAAGCUCACUAGCUAGGCACGCACGAUGAAGACUGCCAUUGCAGCAGCCGCUCCCCUCCUCCUAUUCCUGGCCCUGGCCGCCAUGGCAGGCGCCGUGACGUUCGACGCGACGAACACGGUUCCGGACUCCGCCGGCGGGCAGAGAUUCGACCAGGACGUUGGCGUCGACUACGCCAAGCAGGUGCUCUCCGAGGCCUCGUCCUUCAUCUGGACCACCUUCAACCAGCCCAACCCGGAAGACCGGAGGGACUACGACUCCGUCACCCUCGCUGUGGUUGACAACAUCGAGCCUGUGGCCCAGACCUCCGGGAACGCUAUCCAACUCCGAGCCCAGUAUGUCGCCGGCUUCGACGAGGGCGACGUCAAGAAGGAGGUGAAGGGCGUGCUGUACCACGAGGCGACGCACGUGUGGCAGUGGAACGGGCAGGGCAGGGCGAACGGCGGGCUCAUCGAGGGGAUCGCCCACUACGUGCGGCUCAAGGCCGACCUCGCGCCGACGCACUGGCGCCCGCAGGGGAGCGGCGACCGUUGGGACGAGGGGUACGACGUGACGGCCAAGUUCCUGGACUACUGCGACUCCCUCAAGGCCGGGUUCGUGGCGGAGAUGAACAGCAAGCUCAAGGACGGAUACAGCGACGACUACUUCGUGCAGAUCCUGGGGAAGAGCGUAGACCAGCUGUGGAACGACUACAAGGCCAAAUACCCCCAGCCCCAGGGCUGAUCAAUCGAUGCAGAUAUAUUCGUAUAAUGCAUGCAGUUUGUUGCUGUAUGUGUACCGUUCUACGUCUACGUACCGAUACAGUAUACUUGUAUUACUAUACAGUUGCUGUACUGUCUGGAAUGGAAUAAAUCAACGUUGGCACGAA